Parasteatoda tepidariorum (common house spider) is the source of this 1125-nucleotide messenger RNA. It is a transcript of the gene PCNA, whose product is annotated as Proliferating cell nuclear antigen. Gene Ontology annotation, biological process: regulation of DNA replication; leading strand elongation; mismatch repair. The record is from RefSeq and is a predicted model, not a curated record. Lineage: Eukaryota; Metazoa; Arthropoda; Arachnida; Araneae; Theridiidae. Gene Ontology annotation, cellular component: PCNA complex. Gene Ontology annotation, molecular function: DNA binding; DNA polymerase processivity factor activity.
UUCAAAUUUAAGUAGUAAUUAAGUAACUUAGCUGUAACUGAAAAGCUGACUGGCGGGAAACUAUUUACUUUCCACCGCGGUUUCGUAGUGCUAGAUUGAUAUUAGACGUGAAGUGUCAGAGGCUUAAUUUAUUAUAAAUAUAUCUUUUUAAUUAAUUAAUUUAUUUUUCAUUAAAAAUGUUUGAAGCAAGAUUAGUCCAAGGAGCAUUGUUAAAAAAGGUGUUAGAAGCUAUUAAAGAUUUGAUUAACGAAGCAACAUGGGAUUGCUCAGCUACGGGUAUUAGCUUGCAAGCUAUGGACAAUUCUCAUGUAAGUUUAGUGUCUUUGAUUCUGAGAAGUGAUGGAUUUGAUAAAUUCCGAUGUGACAGAAAUCUCUCCAUGGGCAUGAAUCUUGGAAGUAUGGGAAAGAUUUUGAGAUGUGCAGCAAAUGAUGAUGUAAUUACCAUCAAAGCUCAAGAUGAUGCUGAUACUGUUACUUUUGUGUUUGAGGCUCCCAAUCAGGAAAAAGUGUCAGAUUAUGAAAUGAAAUUGAUGAACUUAGAUACCGAGCAUUUGGGUAUUCCAGAAACAGAUUACAGUGUAAUCAUUAAAAUGCCAUCCACAGAAUUUCAAAGAAUUUGUAGAGAUCUAAGCCAAAUUGGAGAUUCUAUUUCAAUAGUAUGCACAAAGGAUGGUGUGCGCUUUUCAACUAGUGGUGAUCUUGGAACCGGUAAUGUCAAGUUAUCUCAAACGGCCAACAUUGAUAAAGAAGAAGAGGCUGUAAUUAUUGAUAUGCAAGAAGCUGUAUCUCUAAACUUUGCUCUGCGUUAUUUAAAUUCAUUCACCAAAGCCACUCCUCUGUCUGCACAAGUACAGCUCUCACUUUCACCUGAUGUUCCAUUAGUUGUGGAAUAUAAGAUAGAAGAUUUUGGCUACAUAAGGUACUACCUGGCCCCAAAAAUUGAAGAUGCAGAUGAUUAAAUAUAAACUUUUAAAGCAAUUGCUUGUUCAUAUUCCAUUCUUUUCCACCACAUCUAGAAUGCCAUUGUGUAUAUUUUAAGAACAAAGUUACGAAUUUUAUUGGCAUGUAUUAAUAGCUGUUUUAAAUGAUUUUUUUUUAAAUAAAUAAAUAUUUCAAUUUCGUUUA